Molecule: messenger RNA, 758 nt
Organism: Acromyrmex echinatior (Panamanian leafcutter ant)
Lineage: Eukaryota; Metazoa; Arthropoda; Insecta; Hymenoptera; Formicidae
Product: protein LZIC
Molecular function (GO): beta-catenin binding
Source: RefSeq, a predicted model, not a curated record
GGCAUUUUUAACCUAAUCCUAACCUAUACAUUACCUUUUUAUCGUUACAUACAUUUUUUUUCGUUCCCCGUUCUACGUUUUCAUCGCUGCAAAAUGAGUUCUCACGGAAAAGCAGAAACCGACAGACUCAGGAAGAAUUUGGAAGAACAAUUGGAUCGGCUCGUGCAGCAGUUAGAAGAUUUGGAAGAUUGCAGAGUUAACGAAACUCUAGAUGAAACAGAUUAUCAGGAAAGUAAGGAAGACACCAUGGAACAACUCCGUGAGUUUAACGAGAGCUUGCAAAGAAUGAUAUCUGGGAAUAUGACUUUAGUCGAUGAACUUGGAGCAAUGCAAUUGGCAACUCAAGCAGCCAUCAGUGCCGCCUUCCAAACACCAGCCGUAAUAAGAAUGUUUGGUAAGAGGGAACCUACUGGACUCAAGGAACGUCUCUCGCAAAUCGAUCGAGAUGUAAAAUUAGGAAAACUGAACAAAGAAGCCGCCGUUCGUCAACGAGGAGAAAUAUUAAGUGCUUUGAGGCAACUUGGAGAAAAAUUAGAACCGUCUGAGUUACAGUUAUUGGAACGAUUAUCUUUAAAUAAUAUAGAUACCACCAGGUAUGUGCAAAUUACCGAAACAGCGGGAAAGGGUAAAAUGGCUCUAGAUGUAGUUGGCAAGGAAGUUAAAGCUACACAAGAUACUUGAAUUAAUCGUUGGUAAUUGUUAUAACAAUGUUAUGUUAUUUUUAAUUAUUUUUUAUGACUAUUUUUUAAGUUUCGUUA